GGGAACAAACCGGUUUUCUUUUUUUCAGGAGAGCCCGUUUACCUUCAGUCUGAGAGUCUACUGGGCGGAGGGACUGAGGAGUUUGUUCACGACGAGAACCAAUAGAUUUUUUCGCUCAUGGCAGUGCAGAAAUAAAUAAAAAUAAUCUGGAUUGUGGAAAAAGGAACGAAUUUGAAAAUAAGAUACAGUUGAGGGCGCCGGUCAUGGAUAAGGAUAAGGAAAGGUGGUCCACGAGAUGGAAAACGAAAAACUGGUUUAGGAACUCCGCUUUAAGUGCAAUCUUCAGUCUGACUUUUGUCCUACAGGCAACACAUGUGAGAGCAGCUGAACCGGUGGAUGUGCUCAAGGUCUUAGAUUUUAAAAGUUCACCAGAAGGAGUGAAGAAAACACAAGGCUUCUGCACCAUCCGGAGAGGAUCCAAACCAGAUGUGGCCUACCGAGUGGACAAACAGGCUCAACUCAGUACUCCAACCAAGCAGCUCUUCCCAGGAGUAUUCCCUCAGGAUUUCUCCAUCCUUAUGACGAUCAAACCAAAGGCGGGAGUACAGUCCUUCCUUUUGUCGGUAUACAACGAGCAGGGCAUCCAGCAGCUGGGUGUGGAGGUGGGCCGCGCGCCGGUCUUCCUGUAUGAGGAUCAGCAUGGGAAGCCCGCUCCUGAGGAUUACCCGCUUUUCCGUGCCAUUAACCUUGCAGAUGGAAAGUGGCACCGUGUGGCUAUUAGCAUCGAAAAGAAGACCGUCACAAUGAUUGUGGACUGUAAGAAGAAGAUCUCUAAACCACUCAGCAGAAGUGACCAUGCAAUCAUUAACACCGAUGGCAUCACUGUCUUCGGGACCAGAAUCCUGGACGAGGAAGUUUUUGAGGGAGACAUCCAGCAGCUUCUUUUGGUGGCAGAUGCUCGUGCAGCCUAUGACUACUGUGAACACUACAGCCCUGACUGUGAAACACCCCAUCAAGAGACACCACAGGCCCAGGAACCUGAGGAAGAGUACAAUACUGAAUACACAGAUUAUAAUGAGUUCUAUGACUACACAGAAGAAGGGACUGCCACUGAAAAUCCCACUGACAAUGUCGGUACUGAGACCAAGCCCAGCACUGCUGACACUGGAGACUACUAUAUUGAGCAGGACUAUGGCACUGAAGCCCCUCCUGUUAUCAUUCCAGCCAAUGAGAAUCCAUCUCCAAAAGAAGAAAUAGUAGACGACUACAUUACAGGGAUAGAAGAAGUUGGAGUGGAUCCCACCGUUGCCACCAAUGAGAAUGUGGAUAUUGUGGAGUCCAAAAGCACUAAUGGUGCAGAAAACCAGGACUUUAAGGAAUACGACAUUAACGAAUAUGAUGCAAAAGAGGUAGACCCCAGCAUUUAUGAAGAUUCGUUCUAUGACUACAAUACUAAUGGAGCUAAACCUACCGGAUCAACCUACGAGAGCGAGUUUGGACCGGGCCGACCUGCUGAAACACAGGUCACAGAGAGCAAUGUUGGUGGUGGCUAUGGUGGUGAAAAGGGGCAAAAAGGGGAACCUGCAGUCAUUGAGCCGGGGAUGCUGGUAGAGGGACCCCCAGGACCACCAGGUCCCCCUGGUCUCCCCGGCACUCCAGGUAUACAAGGCUCCUCAGGCCUCUACGGAGAUCCUGGUGAGAGGGGCCCUCCUGGUCGUCCUGGUUUGCCAGGCGCAGAUGGAGCUCCGGGGCCCUCUGGCACCAUCCUCAUGUUGCCGUUCCGCGCUGGUGGAGAAGCUCACAAAGGUCCAGUGGUGACGGCACAAGAAGCUCAGGCCCAAGCCAUCCUCGCCCAGGCUCGGUUGACUAUGAGGGGACCACCUGGCCCAAUGGGAUUGACAGGACGUUCCGGCCCUCUGGGUGGUCCUGGUGCACCUGGUGCUAAAGGGGAAAGUGGAGAUUCUGGCCCACAGGGACCGAGAGGACUUCAGGGCCCUACUGGACCACAUGGAAAAGGAGGCAAGAGGGGCCGAAAUGGAGCCGAUGGAGCCAGAGGAAUUCCUGGAGAAUCAGGAGCCAAGGGGGACCGAGGAUUUGAUGGACUUCCUGGUCUUCCUGGUGAGAAAGGACACAGGGGUGAGGGAGGUCCUAUCGGCUCACCAGGCCCUCCAGGAGAGGAUGGACCGAGGGGCGAGGAUGGUGAGAUUGGACAGAGAGGAAUGCCAGGAGAAAGUGGUCCAAGAGGACUGCUGGGCCCCAGAGGUUCUGCUGGGACCUCUGGACAGCGUGGUCUUCCUGGAUUGGAUGGACCACCUGGCCCUAAAGGAAAUAUGGGUCCUCAAGGAGAGCCUGGACCUUCUGGGCAACAGGGGAACACCGGUCCACAUGGUCUGCCUGGUCCUCAAGGCCCGAUCGGUCCACCUGGAGAGAAAGGUCCCAAUGGGAAACAGGGGCUCCAUGGACUGGCUGGGGCUGAUGGGCCUCCCGGUCAUCCUGGGAAGGAGGGUUCUCCCGGGGAGAAAGGAGCAGCUGGCCACUCAGGUCCCCAGGGGUCCAUUGGCUAUCCCGGUCCCCGAGGCGUGAAGGGUGCAGAGGGCGUUCGUGGCUUGAAAGGGGGCAAAGGAGAAAAGGGAGAAGAUGGUUUUCCUGGGUUCAAGGGUGACAUGGGCCUCAAGGGUGAUAAGGGAGAGGUUGGCGUGUUGGGCCCCAGAGGAGAAGACGGACCAGAGGGGCCGAAAGGUAAAGGAGGUCCCUCUGGAGAGGCUGGUCCCAUGGGCAUGGCAGGAGAGAAGGGAAAACUUGGUGUUCCAGGUUUGCCUGGCUACCCAGGAAGACAAGGUCCUAAAGGCUCAACUGGUUUCGUUGGCUUCCCUGGAGCCAAUGGUGAGAAGGGAGCAAGGGGUAUUGCUGGUAAAGCAGGUCCACGAGGACAAAGAGGACCAACGGGUCCCCGUGGUGGAAGAGGUGCCAGAGGUCCAACGGGAAAACCUGGAGCAAAGGGAACAGCAGGAAAUGAUGGACCAGCUGGUGGCCCAGGAGAGAGAGGACUCCAAGGACCUCAGGGCCCUGUUGGAUUAACAGGCCCUAAAGGACCACCUGGGCCUCCUGGAAAGGAUGGAUUGCCCGGUCACCCUGGACAGCGAGGAGAGACUGGUUUCCAAGGAAAGACUGGACCUCCUGGACCUGGAGGUGUUGUUGGCCCACAGGGCUCUACAGGAGAAACUGGACCUGUUGGAGAGAGAGGACAUCCUGGAUCACCAGGACCCCCUGGAGAGCAAGGUCUUCCCGGAGCUGCUGGCAAAGAAGGUGGAAAGGGUGAUCCAGGUCCUCAGGGGGUUUCUGGGAAACCUGGCCCUGCCGGACUAAAAGGGUUCCCAGGCCAAAGGGGGAUUCCUGGCACAGCGGGUCCAUCUGGUCUGAAGGGAGGCGAGGGUCCACAGGGUCCACCCGGUCCUAUUGGGUCACCAGGAGAGAGAGGAGCAGCUGGACCCGGAGGACCCAUUGGUCUAACAGGACGCAAUGGCCCUCAAGGACCCCCAGGACCUGCUGGAGAGAAGGGUGCUCCGGGUGAGAAAGGACCUGCUGGUCCUGCCGGCCGGGAUGGCAUCCAAGGUCCAGUCGGACUCCCAGGCCCAGCCGGACCUCAGGGUCAACCUGGAGAGGAUGGUGACAAGGGAGAAGUUGGAGAACCAGGUCAAAAGGGAAGCAAGGGUGACAAAGGCGAACAUGGUCCACCAGGUCCAGUAGGUCCUCAGGGUGUAAUUGGAGCUCCAGGUCCUGCUGGUUUGCCAGGACCACCAGGUGAGAAAGGAGAGAAUGGAGACGUCGGCCCAAUGGGUCCACCUGGUCCUCCUGGUCCCAGAGGUCCUCAAGGUCCUAGUGGAGCGGAUGGUGCUCCUGGCCCUCCCGGAGGUAUUGGUGCAAUGGGUGGAAAUGGUGAAAAGGGUGAGACCGGUGAGGCAGGCAAUCCAGGACCACCAGGAGAACCUGGUUCAGUAGGACCCAAAGGUGAGCUUGGAGAGAAAGGGGAAGCUGGCCCUCCUGGAGCUGCAGGACCUGCUGGUGCAAGAGGACCCCCUGGAGAUGACGGUCCCAAAGGAAACCCAGGUCCUAUUGGCUUCCCUGGAGAUCCAGGUCCUCCUGGUGAGCCCGGAGCAGGUGGACUGGAUGGCCUUCCCGGAGACAAGGGAGAUGAUGGAGAGGCCGGUCAGCCUGGUCCACCUGGUCCAUCUGGUGAAGCUGGUCCUCCAGGACCCCCUGGAAAGCGAGGUCCUGUUGGUCCAGCUGGUACAGAAGGCAGACAAGGAGAGAAGGGCGCAAAGGGUGAGGCCGGUGCUGAAGGACCAGCGGGCAAAACUGGGCCUGUGGGCCCCCAGGGGCCUCCUGGAAAGUCUGGAGCUGAAGGCUUACGUGGCAUCCCGGGGCCUGUGGGUGAGCAGGGACUACCUGGAGCUGCUGGCCAAGACGGUCCUCCUGGACCAUUGGGUCCUCCUGGUCUUCCUGGCUUGAAAGGUGACCCUGGUACUAAGGGUGAGAAGGGUCAUCCAGGUCUGAUUGGUCUGAUCGGUCCUCCCGGUGAGCAAGGAGAGAAGGGUGACCGAGGACUGCAAGGAACUCAGGGACUUGGUGGAGGCAAGGGUGAUGCUGGUCUCGUUGGUGCUUCUGGUCCCCUCGGUCCCCCAGGUCCUCCUGGUAUUCCUGGAACACAAGGACAGAAAGGAUCCAAAGGAUCAACUGGUUCAGCUGGCCAGAAGGGAGACCCUGGCCUGAUAGGACCACCAGGUCCUCCUGGCCCAGCUGGUGAUAUCAUUCAGCCCCUCCCCAUCCAGACAAGUAAAAAAUCGCGGAGGUCACCUGACAUGCAGGAUGACGAAGCAGCGGGAAUGAUGGAUUAUGGUAUGGAGGGAAUGGAGGAUGUGUUUGGAUCCCUCAACACCCUCAAGCAGGACAUUGAACGCAUGAAGUUCCCACUGGGGACCCAGGAUAACCCAGCCAGAACCUGCAAAGACCUGCAGCUCAGCCAGCCAGACUUCCCUGAUGGACAUUACUGGAUCGAUCCAAAUAUGGGAUGCAUGGGAGAUGCCUUCAAAGUGUACUGUAACUUCACUGCAGGAGGAGAAACUUGCAUUUACCCCGAUAAAAAGUCCUCAGGGGUUAGAAUAUCAAACUGGCCAAAGGAGUCCCCAGGAUCUUGGUUCAGUGAAUUUAAGCGUGGAAAAAUUUUGUCUUAUGUGGAUGUUGAGGAGAGCUCAAUAACCUCAGUCCAGAUGACGUUCCUCAAGUUGCUCAGCUCUUCUGCCCGGCAGAACUUCACAUACAUUUGCCAUCAGUCUGUGGCCUGGUAUGACGCCAAGGCUGACAACUAUGACAAGGCGCUGCGCUUCCUGGGCUCUAAUGAUGAGGAAAUGUCGUAUGACAACAACCCCUUCAUCAAGGUUCUUUCAGAUGGCUGCUCGCUGAAGCAGGGAUAUUCGAAGUCUGUGAUGGAAAUUAAUACUCCUCGCAUCGACCAGGUGCCUAUCAUCGAUGUCAUGUUGAAUGACUUUGGGGAAUCCAGUCAAAGGUUUGGCUUUGAGGUAGGCCCUGUCUGCUUCCUCGGCUGAAGGACACCCCCUCUUACCUUUAUGGCAAAGGUCAAGGAGUGUGGCCAGCCAAACAGACCCCCUCCUUGCGCCACAAACACACACACCAGCACCCGCACUGUGUAAUCGGAAAUGGAAUAUUCAUCAAACGACUGAAACCUGCAAUUGGAAUAAACCAGAAAGAGGACACGAACUACCUGGUGGACAAUGGCGCACUUUCAGGAGAAGGAGGAGGACCCAUUCCUUUACCAAUUUUCCAAACUUGUUUUUUUUUUUCUCCACUUGAACUCUUAAGCCUUGUUGUUUGUCCUAUUCCAACUUUAAUCCCAGCACCAUUUACUCCUGAUCCCAGUCCUUCCCCAAGCUCCAAUCCAAUUAAUUCCCAAUCCCAUUCCUUCCCGUUUUCCCUGUAUACAUUACAGAUCCUCCUCCAGGUGCUGCCCUGAGCAAGACAACCACAGUGGUGUGCUCUUGUUGUAAACACCCAAACACUUAAGGUGCUAUUGAAAGUGCAUUUUUUUGGUAAAACUGUAAUUAUUAUUUUGUACAAUACUGUUCUUUAAUGAUUGCCUUUAAAUCUUGCAUGUGCGUCAAAAUUGAUUUGAUGAAAUAUUGAUAACUAUCAAGAGUAUUUUCUCUAGAAUUUUGUUGUUGUUGUUGUUUUCAUGUUUGAAAGCCAACAGUGCAACAGAUUUCUUCACAAGAUGUCAAUCAAUAAGUGUCCCUGCCAACUAUAAAAUAAAACAAGCAUUUCAAACCAUCCAGAUUUGUAAUUAUAAAGUAUCCAUUUUGUAAAUAUUGACCAAUUUAAGCACUUGAAGUUUCCAUAUUUUUUUGUCCAGUAAUAUAUGGGCGUGUCUAACGUAGUGAAGGAUUAAUGGUCUUCCACUAGUUUUCUUUUGUUCUCAAGUGGUAGCAAUAAUGCUGUGGUAAUCAGUGACUCUACAAUGCUAAAGAAACUUGAUGAAAAGUAACUUGAUGUCAGAUUGAAUUUCUUGACACUAUACCUCAAUCUCUUAAAAGACGUAUCCAAUUCAAAGAUGUUCAACCCUGUACAUACAGAGCCUUGGUUAGAAAAUCAAGUUUAUAUAUUUGAGGCAGGGAAUUUUAAAAUAAAAAAGACUAUUUGUUAAACUUUUGUUUGGUUAUUUUGUGAUUGCUAUAAUUACCCCUUCUAGAUCUAAAGCAGAAACAACUAUUUUGAGGUGCUUUUCAUCGAUAUAACAGAUUCUGGACAGUAUUGUAUUAAAAUUGAUAAUUGUUUACUGUUUGUAUGAAUCACAUCUGUGUGAUUCCUCAGUCACACUUUUUUUGUGCUGUAUGUGCAAAAGCUUGUUGCAUUCUUCAUAUUUAAAGUUUCUGUGCUGAAAUGUGUUCAGGUUUUGUGGUUCUGUAAUGCUCAGGCUUUGUUUUGAUUGCUUUAGUUUUUCUCGUGCUUCCAUUGUUUUUACGGUUCUGUCUGUGUCCCUGAAAACCCUUCAAAUAUAUGACAAUAGACUCAGAACUUACACGUCUGUGUAACAUACUUAUAAUUUAUGUAAAACUUGGAAUAAAUGAUCGG
Sinocyclocheilus grahami is the source of this 7083-nucleotide messenger RNA. RefSeq names its product collagen alpha-1(XI) chain-like. Gene Ontology annotation, biological process: extracellular matrix organization. The transcript is spliced from 66 exons. NCBI's taxonomy places the organism in Eukaryota, Metazoa, Chordata, Actinopteri, Cypriniformes, Cyprinidae. Gene Ontology annotation, molecular function: extracellular matrix structural constituent conferring tensile strength. The record is from RefSeq and is a predicted model, not a curated record. The coding region runs from base 204 to 5543 and encodes 1779 amino acids.